Ectocarpus siliculosus is the source of this 669-nucleotide messenger RNA. NCBI's taxonomy places the organism in Eukaryota, Phaeophyceae, Ectocarpales, Ectocarpaceae. The record is from the annotation of a GenBank genome assembly.
AUGCGGCCAGCACCUUUGGUCGGAGACGUUCGCUCUUCGUCGGCAAGAGGCGCUUGGCACGCAGCGUAUCUCAAAACGUGGGCGAGUUUUCAACACCUCAUCCAUCCCGAUCUCGCGCGCGCGGCGGGAAGAUCUGGCCGCGGCGGAGUGGGAGAGAGGCGAGCAAAGAGAGAGGAGGGAGAGAGCAGCAAAAGCGCAGGCCGAUCGAUCAGCUCCUGGGACGCGGACGAGAUGGACAGCAUUGCGCGCAGAUGCAAGCUAAACCCCCGCGCCGCUAGCAGACCGCAAUCGGGACCCUUUGGUGCAGAGGGGCUGGCUCGGCUACGACGUACGAUCAGGUCAGUGCAACAGUGUACGAAUGAGGCAGGCCAAGGAGUGACGUCCAACGUUUCUAAGGAACGGCUGGAGUCGGCACAGCGCGACUGCAUGUCGGCAUGCCUGAACGUCAUCUCUUCACGGGGAGAAGAACCAGGUGGUAUCCUCAAGGCCGCCAGCAUCUUCGUGGGGAAGAUCUCUUCGACCUACACGGACGAGACAAUCGAGCGCGUCAAGACGAUAAAACUCUGGUUCGCGUGGCUCCAAAUCGAAAGAAAUCAAUUUUUGAUACUUUUGUUAAAUUUCCCUGCGGGCAGAGUACUGUGGAAAGGAAAUUCGGCGAACUCGGGGUAG